Austrofundulus limnaeus is the source of this 1361-nucleotide messenger RNA. RefSeq names its product beta-1,3-galactosyltransferase 9 (gene b3galt9). Gene Ontology annotation, cellular component: Golgi membrane. Lineage: Eukaryota; Metazoa; Chordata; Actinopteri; Cyprinodontiformes; Rivulidae. The record is from RefSeq and is a predicted model, not a curated record. The coding region runs from base 127 to 1209 and encodes 360 amino acids. Gene Ontology annotation, molecular function: hexosyltransferase activity. Gene Ontology annotation, biological process: protein O-linked glycosylation. The transcript has a single exon.
AAACAGAUGAACAAAACAACAGCUGUUAUGCAGGUACAGAGCGGUUUUUAGGUUUGACUCAUAAUUUUUGUAAUUGUUUAAUCGUCUAUCUUCGUUGGAACUCGUGCUCUUUUUAUCUUUUCGAAAAUGAUCUUCCGGUGCUUCUUGUGCAAGCUGCGCACUCACCAGUGGUGCUUCCUCCUCUUCAAUGUGUUGCUCUUCCACGCCUUGUUGUUUGGGGCAGAUUUCGUUGAAGAGUACCUCCUGCAGCCCACACCUGUGGUUUACACUGACGGCGCGGUGGUCAGGGUGAGAGAGAAAGCGAGAAAACUAGACCUGAGCGCUGCAAAGGAGAACGUGUCCAAGGCCUACCAUAUUUCCAACGCCGAAGCCUGCCGAAACUCCGACAUCUUCCUUCUGACUCUGGUCUUCAGCUCUGCAGCUAAUCUCACCCAAAGAGAGGUGAUCAGAAAGACGUGGGCCAAUUCGGUAGUGAUUCAAGGCUUUCCAGUAAAGACGCUGUUCUUUUUGGGACCGACUCAGACCUCUGAUGCACAAGAGGACAUCAUGAGAGAGUCUGAACAUUAUGGAGACAUAAUCCAAGCUGAUAAAUCAACCCUUCAAGACCCAAAAGAAAGAACAGUAUUGGCUCUUCGUUGGGUUAUUGCCUUUUGUCCUCUUUCACGCUUUAUUCUUCUGACCAAAGAGUCUGUGUUUGUCAACCUACCUGCCAUUGGGAGUUACCUGCUCGGGCUGCACCGGCACCCUGAAGAUCUCUAUUUGGGUAGAGUGAUCCAGAAAGACUCCCCUGACAGGAACCCCAACAGCCCUGGCUUCCUGCCCCCCACUCUCUAUCCAAACAAGUUCCUGCCCGAGUACUGUGAUGGAACCGCUUACGUUCUGUCCCAGGACGUGGUCCGAAAAGUGUAUGUGGCAUCGGCAGCAGUCCCGGGGCCCGUGCCCAUCGAUGCUUUCGUUGGUCUCUGCGCUCAGAAAUCAGGUGUUGCACCGACGCACAGUGCCAGGUUCUCUGGAGAGAAACACGUCUACUACAACGCCUGCUGCUACCGUUAUCUGUUCAGCUCCGCAGGAAUGGGGAGCCAUGAAUUAGAAAAAGUGUGGAAAGAUCUGGAACAGAAAGGUGGACAAUGCUCUCUGCUGAAGACAUAUUAUGGUCUGGUGAACUGCAAGGUUCACACAUAUUUGGACAAGUUGGGUCUAUUCAAUUAAUGUUAGGGGGAUUGUACUGUUAGAAUUGAGGAGUAAAUGUAUUUUGUAUGUAAUUUUUGUUUGUUCAUGUUUGUCUUGAAGCAAAAUGAUAAAAUUUGAAAUAAGCUGCCAUGCAAAUUCAAAUUAAGGUGGCAGGAGGAGUUCUUUUUAAC